CCGGCCCGCUUGGAGUCCGAUGCUCAUCCGCGGCACUUGCGUGCACCCCAACCGUCGUCUUCCGCGGUGAGGCAGCUGAAACAAAAGAAAAGGAAAGACCAACAGAAAAAGGCUUUUGGCCGCCUGUGCCCUACAGCAAUCUUCCCGGGAGAUUAUCCCCGUUGCGGCAAAAGGGCGGACCCGGUGGGGCGCCCCGUUCACGACGCCAUCCUGCUGCGUGGCGGCCGCUUGCGUCUGCAUUGCGUCCUGUCGGCAGAGAGCCUCGCUGCGUGGUUGCGUGCGCAGGCCUCCUUGCCGGUUCCUCUGGCAGGCGGGAAACCCGCAGCCCCAACGCACUAG
This is a messenger RNA of Trypanosoma conorhini, 339 nucleotides long. RefSeq lists its product as uncharacterized. The annotation marks the transcript as partial. NCBI's taxonomy places the organism in Eukaryota, Euglenozoa, Kinetoplastea, Trypanosomatida, Trypanosomatidae. The record is from RefSeq and is a predicted model, not a curated record. The transcript has a single exon.